AUGGACCAGAAGGAAAUUGCUCUUCUCGGAGGAACACAAGGAAUUGGUAGACAAUGCCUUUUGUUGAUGCUAAUUAAAGGAUUGAAAGUGAGAGUAUUGGCCAGAAAUCCAUCAAUGUUGUCUUCACUCAAUGAAAAGUACUCACACCUUCUAACAAUUGUUAAGGGAGAUGCCACCAGAGAGGAAGAUGUUGCAAAAUUGAUUGCACCUUCAGUGGAUCAUGUAUUGUGUGCUCUCGGGGCUCGUCUCAAUGAACCUACCACUAUUAUUGAAUCGGGAGUAAAUAAUGCACUGAAAGCAAUGAAGAAAUUGGAUAAGGAGAUGAGAUUUGUGAUGGUUACAUCGAAUGGAGUAUUAGAAGCAGGAGUGAAUUGGUUCUAUGACAAUAUCAUGAAGAAGCACUUGUUGAAUCAUUUCUAUGAUGAUAUGACAAGAGCUGAGAAGGCCCUUAAACAAUUGACUGAAAAUUCAAAGAUUUCCUAUGCAAUUGUUAGACCACCUCAAUUGAUUGAUGCCCCAGCCACAUUAGAACUCAUACAUGGUGAAGGAGAAUACUAUCCACAUGGAACACAUCUCGUCACCAGAGAGGAUGUUGGUGCAUUCAUGAUUGAAUGCUUAUUUAACGAAAACCUCACCAAAGGAAAUAGAGAAUUCAAUUUGAAUACAACAAAAGUAUUGGAAACCAAGAUUGAUAACAUGCAAACAUUGAAGAGUAUUAUGCCAUAUCCAAAGUAUUUAAUGAUUCGAUUGUUCAUAUUCUCAGUGAUGACUGGAAUUGGUUCAUUGAGUGCUUUUGCAUUGUACAAAAUCAAAUCAUUGCUAUUCCCUUCUAUUGAUAUAUCGAAAAUAAUUUCCUCUUGGUUAAUUAAAUCAUUGGAAUCAAAUAAAUAA
Messenger RNA from Naegleria gruberi, 891 nucleotides. RefSeq lists its product as uncharacterized. Bases 1 to 891 code for a protein of 296 amino acids. NCBI's taxonomy places the organism in Eukaryota, Heterolobosea, Eutetramitea, Acrasida, Naegleriidae. The record is from RefSeq and is a predicted model, not a curated record. The transcript has a single exon.